CCCGGCCCGGCCCCGACGGGCCCUCCGCGCCGCGAGACCCCCCCGCGUGUCCUGUGCUAUGAGCGUUUGGCGUGACUUCUCCGCGAGCAGUUGCAAAUGAAAAUGGAGGAUAUGUCUUUGUCUGGCCUGGAUAACAGCAAACUGGAGGCCAUCGCGCAUGAGAUCUACACGGACCUGGUGGAAGAUGCCUGUCUGGGCCUCUGCUUCGAAGUCCACCGGGCGGUCAAGUGCGGCUACUUCUUCCUGGACGACACGGACCCCGACAGCAUGAAGGACUUCGAGAUCGUGGACCAGCCCGGCGUGGACAUCUUCGGGCAGGUCUACAACCAGUGGAAGAACAAGGAGUGCGUCUGCCCCAACUGCAGCCGCAGCAUCGCCGCCUCCCGCUUCGCCCCCCACCUGGAGAAGUGCCUGGGCAUGGGCCGCAACAGCAGCCGCAUCGCCAACCGGAGGAUCGCGAGCAGCAACAACAUGAACAAGUCGGAGAGCGACCAGGAGGACAACGACGACAUCAACGACAACGACUGGUCCUACGGCUCCGAGAAGAAAGCGAAGAAGAGGAAAUCGGAUAAGAACCCCAACUCGCCCCGCAGGUCCAAGUCCCUGAAACACAAAAAUGGCGAGAUCGGCGGGAACCCCGAUCCCUUCAAGUACAGCAACUCGGCGGGGAUCAACUACGAGACGCUGGGCCCCGAGGAGCUGCGGACGCUGCUCACCACGCAAUGCGGGGUCAUCUCCGAGCACACCAAGAAGAUGUGCACCAGGUCCCUGCGGUGUCCCCAGCACACAGAUGAGCAGCGGAGAUCGGUCCGGGUUUACCUCCUCGGUCCCUCCGCGUCCCUGCCCGAGGCGGAGGGCAGCGUGGAGAACGACAGCUUCGAGGUGGCGGAGAGCCAGGCCAUCAUGAGCCGGCUGCAGUGGGACGGCUCCUCUGACAUCUCGCCCUCCGACUCGGCCUCCUCGAAAGCCAGUACAAACAACUCCGAGUCCCGCAAGACCAAGAAGAAGAAGCCCCACUUGGGGCUGGUGAGCGGCGCCCCAGGGCUCGGCUCCAGCAAGAAGAAGAAGCCCAAACCCCCCGUGCCCCACACCCCCAGCAUCUACGACGACAUCAACUGAGCGCAGCGGAGCUGAUGGGGUGGGGGGGACACGGACAGACGGACAGACAGACGGACACGGGACGGGGCAGCCUCUCCCACCCCGGUUGGAGCAGCCCUGCGCAUUCGGACACAAGGCGGGUACCCGGGGCGCGGAGGAUGGAGGACUUGGCCAUCGCUGCAGGGGGAAGGGGAAGGGGGGGACUGUAUUGGGGA
This is a messenger RNA of Gavia stellata (red-throated loon), 1313 nucleotides long. It is a transcript of the gene ATXN7L3, whose product is annotated as ataxin 7 like 3. Gene Ontology annotation, biological process: positive regulation of DNA-templated transcription; regulation of transcription by RNA polymerase II. Bases 97 to 1119 code for a protein of 340 amino acids. The record is from RefSeq and is a predicted model, not a curated record. The transcript is spliced from 13 exons. Gene Ontology annotation, cellular component: SAGA complex; DUBm complex. Gene Ontology annotation, molecular function: transcription coactivator activity. NCBI's taxonomy places the organism in Eukaryota, Metazoa, Chordata, Aves, Gaviiformes, Gaviidae.